AUGUCCGUCGUCAACACCGCCGUCGACACAAACUCCAAGGGCGGCCCCAUCGCCGACUUUGCCUUUGACGAGUCCCUCAUCGAAUGGACCGUCCCGAAAUCCGACUGGCUCGAGAUCCACGACAAAAACUUCGACGGCGUAGCUACUUCAGCGUACAUUUUCGAUGCGCAAGGCCGCGUGCUGCUCGUGCAAAGGGCUGCGCACGACAGCAUGCCGAAUUUAUGGGAAACACCCGGCGGCGCUGUCGAUUCAGGCGAUGACUCUAUCCUAGCGGGCUGUGCGAGGGAAGUUAGGGAGGAGGUUGGGCUUGUGGCGAGGAGGAUGAAGAGGCUUGUUACGGAGGGCGAGGGGAGGGGGAAGUGGAGUGUGUUUACGAAUAGGAGUGGGACGAGGGUGUUUUGCGGGUUUGCGUUUGAGGUUGAGGUUGAUGAGGGGGAGGUUGUGCUUGAUCCGGAGGAGCAUCAGGCUUUUGUUUGGGCGGGGGAGGAGGAGAUUAGGAGGGGGGUUGUUGGGGGGAGGAGGAUUGCGUUGAGUUGUUUGAUGGUGAGGAAUAGGUUGAUGGAGGCGUUUCGGCUGAGGAGGGAGGAUGGUGUGAAUGGGGUUUGA
Trichoderma breve is the source of this 606-nucleotide messenger RNA. Its product is annotated as NUDIX domain-containing protein. Bases 1 to 606 code for a protein of 201 amino acids. NCBI's taxonomy places the organism in Eukaryota, Fungi, Ascomycota, Sordariomycetes, Hypocreales, Hypocreaceae. The record is from RefSeq and is a predicted model, not a curated record. The transcript has a single exon.